Messenger RNA from Mesorhabditis belari, 2661 nucleotides. The record is from the annotation of a GenBank genome assembly. Lineage: Eukaryota; Metazoa; Nematoda; Chromadorea; Rhabditida; Rhabditidae.
AUGGUGGAUGAGAAUUUUAUUGGAAAUGGUGGAUUUGCCGUCUUGUAUAGGAUUCCUAACUCCCGAAUGAAUAAAAUGACGAGAGACCGUGAAGUUGAAGCACUAAAGAAGCUCAAGCAUCAACGAGUCGUUAAAUAUUUUGCCUCUGUAAUCAAAGCCAAAGAAAUUGUUGGGCUCAUCAUGGAGUUCGUUGAAAGAAAAUCGUUGACAUACUAUCUUUUUUCACCAAAUGUUUCUUAUUCAAUGUACACAGUCGUCUGUUGGAUGGAACAACUUUUUAACAUAUUGAAGUACCUUGAAUCAACCGGCACGUUGCAUCGUGAUAUCAAGCCGGACAAUAUAUUGGUCGAUUACACUUACCAUUUGAUCUUGGGAGACUUUGGAUGUUCAAAAGUGAUCGACGGAAUGCUAGCCGUUGAGCCAGCCACAGUUCCUUCCGGGUCCUAUUGUGGCACCGAAAGAUAUAUGAGUCCAGAAGUGCGCUUUCCAGACCUUUUCCCGAAACAUGAAGGACAGAUAAAGUGGUCACAUGCUAGCGACGUUUAUUCAACGGGAAUUGUAUGUUGGGAGAUGAUUGAACGGAGACCACUUUUUGGAGAAUAUUUGAUGGUAGAUGGAUUGAUUUCGCCACGUUUUGAAGCUGAUUACAGAGAAACUCGAUGUUUGGAGGUGAUGGAGAAAAUCGAUUGCAUCGAAGGAAUCAAAAUCAUUAUUUAUGCAUGCGUUCGGUUUGAUCCACCUUCGAGAUUAAAAACUGCCGAUCUUUAUGAUAUGAUCCUCUCACACAGACAAGGGUACGAGCUGGGCUCUCAUUCGUUUGCUUUCCUACCCAAUGAAGACACAACACGCAAAGUGGUUUUACGACCAAUCGGCUUUGAUGGUGAAACGGAGGGUGUUCCAAUCUCAUCUACAUUCGAUGAAAUCUUUGGUGAUCUCUCCUUGGACGAUGAUUUUGAUGAUGACUGGGGAUUCGAAGAGCCGGAGAUGAUACCCAAUCAAACUGACUCAAAUAGCGAUAAAGAACAAGUCAUGGAAAAAGCAAUAGACCUUCACGACUUUGUUCUUUCACAGAUCAAUUUACCGAACAAUCUUCCGGAAGUUGAUUGGCGUUCAAAGAUUGAUUCAUUCUUAGAAAAGUCAUCAAAACAGCAAGUUCAGUCUGUUGCUUUUGCAACGAUACUUCUAUAUUGGCAUAACUUUCAAAACCUACAACAAAGGGUUGCAAAUUUUCAAGAAAUGUUUGAUGCUUACGACAUGAAUGCUCCAGUUCAGAACUCAACACAACUUCCAGAAGAACACCGAAUUUUUCAAAACUUGGCUGGCGAUCAGUUUGUUUACGCUAACAAAAGAGCAAAAGACGGAAGUUAUCAAUUUUUGCAGAGAAAUCAGCUAAAUCUAAGGAGAAAUUUUCGCGGUAAAUGGCUUAAUCCGUAUCAUUUCGCAAUUGAGGAAAAGAAGCGACUCUCAAGUUUACGUUACAGUCACACUCAGCCAUUGUAUUUCGACAAUGAUGACAAAUUUCUCUUUUUCUUCCGUGAUGUGUUCAAUCGAGUGAUUUCCCAUUGGGAACUAGCCAUUUCACCAGAUCAAAACUACAUCUACCACUUGGGAAUUCCACCGAAAACCGUUUGCAAAUGUGAAGUGAAGUGUGCAUAUUUGCACUUUGACUCCAUUUUGCCUUGCUGUGAACCUCUCCAAUCUGUUUUCUAUUCUUGCGAUGUCGGCUUUCCCAAACAAGCAAAUCUGUUUCUCCUAUUUUCUGAUCUAUUAGCAAAACUUCAAAAUAUUAUUGACGUCUUUAAACUAUUUGACGCAAUUUCUUGCGUGAUUUUCAUUAAAGAAUGGCUUAAAACAUCGGAGACACCAAAUGUAUUCUUCUUCCGUAAAUUUCCGAACUCAAAUGAGCUGGUUGUCGAUGUUCGCUUAUUUGAUGUCUUGGGUAGGAAUACAACUAACUCUUAUCAAGUUCUUGUUAUGGAUCAAAGCGGUGGUAUCACCAAGAAAAGCGUUUCCAAAAGCCUUCUCAAUGAAAUGAUCGUUGAACGAGUAAACGUCGAAGAAUUUCUAUCGCGUGAACUUAUCACAAAAGUUUGCCAAAACUUUUUCGGGUCUUAUUUAAAAACGUCAAAUGUUUGCGAAUUCUCAAAAGCAUUUCAAAUCGACGAAACGAAUUCGAAUCAGUAUAUGAAGGAAAUCGUUGACGUUUGUGUGGAUUAUUUUGACUCAAUCUUACUCUCAACCAAAAGUGCUGAACAAAUAAAGGGAGAACUGUGUGAAAAUCUCUAUUUUUCUCUAGAAAAGCUAAAACCGCUCGUUACUUCAAAAUUUGAAAAUUCUUGGCAAUACAUCGACGUUUUAGUGAAAAUAGAGGAUCAAAUAAAACUUUCUGUUGUUGGAAAGGAAAUGCCCCCGGCCUUGGAUCUCAAAAAAGCCAUGGAGAAAUUGGCUGAACCACAAACAUUUAUGGAUCUUUUACCCGGUUUGGUGCAUUUAGUCGGUUCGGACGAUCAAAUGAAGCACCUAAAGCAAAUCCUCCCAAUCCCUAUUAAUCACACUUUUGCGGAAUCUUUGCGAACACAGCUUGGGCUCGGGGAAAAGAUAUCGGUUCAACUUGAACCCGUUGGAAAAUGCCCAUUAAAGGACGAUUUAGAUGAUCUGGAU